UGGUCUUUUCCACACCCCAGGCUAUUGUUCAGCUCAACUGCACUGGAAGCUAGCUCAGAUAUGAGUAAGAAAGAGAAGGGAAAGAAAGGAGAGGCCAAAUGGAACGCUGAGGAUGUUGUACAAGCCGUGGUGAUUGCUGACAGCUUCAAUUUUCGCUUUCUCCCCAUCACCAUGGAAAAACCUCGCGCUCUGUUGCCACUGGUUAAUCGACCACUUAUUGACUACACAGUGGAGUUUCUAGCCGUGUCUGGAGUUGACGAAAUAUUCGUAUUCUGUUGUUCGCAUGCCGAGAUGAUCAAGAACCAUCUGGAGAAAUCUCGUUGGAUGAGCACAACGUCACCUGUCAAACUACGCAUUAUUAUUUCCGAGGAUUGUCCAUCUGUUGGUGAUGCCCUCAGGAACAUUGAUUCGCAGUCGUUGAUCCAUUCGGAUUUCGUUCUCGUAUCAGGUGAUCUUGUCGCAAACAUGGAGCUGAAAGAAAUGAUUGAACGCCACAAGGAGGUCAGAAAGAAGGACAAAAUGUCGGUAAUGACGUGCAUAUACAAGCGAGCACGACCUGGCCAUCCCACCCGUAGCAACGAAGAUGAUAUUUUGAUCGCUAGAAACGCUAAAGAUGGGCGCCUCCUGUUUUGUAGCAAACCUUGUGGCAAGAAAAUGGUUGAUAUUCCAGUUUCUGUAAUUGAAGAAAAUCCCGAACUUGAACUGCACUAUGAUGUCCUGGAUUGCCAUGUCAGCAUUUGCUCUCCAUCUGUUCCUCCGCUGUUCUCGGACAACUUUGACUACCAAACAAGACACCAUUUCAUUCGAGGCAUUCUCAGUAACGAAGAAAUCACUGGCAAUCGAAUCUACGCUGAUUUGAUUUCCGAUCAGUAUGCUGCACGUGUGUCUAACCUCUGCACGUACGAUGCUAUCAGUAAGGACGUGAUUCAUCGCUGGGUAUACCCUCUCGUGCCCGACAAUGCCUCAGGGGACAGCUACUCUUAUGGUCGGCAUAAUCUCUAUCUUCACUCCAACGUGGCUCUAGCAAUGGGCUCAGUUCUGAAGGAAGACGUCGUGAUUGGAAGAGACACGAAAAUCGGAAAAAAUACUCAAAUUUCGAAUUCCUCUAUUGGCCAUUAUUGUGAAAUUGGAGAAAAUGUUUCUAUUACUGGAGCGUAUGUUUGGGAUGGAGUUAAAAUUGAGAGUAAUUGUGUUGUGGAUUGUUCAAUUGUCUGCGAUGGUUGUGUUUUGAAGGAGAACGUGACGUUGGAGCCGGGCUGUGUUCUCUCCUUUGGUGUUGCGAUUGGCCCUGAUGUCACUGUUAAAUCUGGUUCCAGAAUAACGACAAAGCGGCAAUCUGAUUCCGAUGCAUUUUUGAAUCGGAACUGGGAUGAUGACCAAUCAGAAGACGUGGCCUCCUCCCCCACGCUUCUGGAACCGGACCCUGCACUUGUCGGAAAGGAGGGGAAUGGAUUUCUGUGGGUGCCUCCUGAAACCGAUGACGACGACACGGGUGUGGAUCAUGUUGUGGUUGAGAAAUGGCCUGCGGAGAUUGGUGAUCCCUCGGGCGACGAAAGUAGUCCGUCCUCAUCGCGUUCCAGUAGUCCGGAGAUCGAGGUCGAUACCGAAGUAGUCAUGUUUUACAACGAAAUUCUGGACAGUGUUCGCUCAGGCGUGUCCGAGCUUGUGCCCAUCGAGAACACUAUUCUCAUGAUCAACGCCUCAAAACAUGCUUACAAUAUUCCGAUACAGGAUGUUCCCACUUCAGUUGUCAAGGCGAUAAUGGAAGGACCACUAAAUAGUACUACCGGAACGCCAGCUGAACUUUUGGCCUACGUGAAGACUGCCAUUGCUCAUUUUGAAAGUCUUCUUCAACACUACAUUAAAGAUUUUGCUCUGCAAGUCAGUGUGCUGAAUACGCUGAUGGAUACGGCGUCUCAUCACUCAAACCUACUGGCUAUAUUCGGCAAUGUUGUACACUGCUUGUACAAUGCUGAUGUCCUUGAAGAAACGGCUAUUUUAGGAGCGAAUGAAAACCUGAAGAAUGAUAACUAUUUGCUGAUCGGUGGAGCCAAAAGGACGGAUAUGGUGGAGUCCCUGAAGCCGUUGGUGGAGUGGCUGGAGAAUGCCGAGGAAGAGAGUAGCGAGGACUAACACUGUGGGGGGUAUUGAACACUGUGGGGGAUAUUUGUGUUUUGUGUUCUUAUGUUAAUCACAUGACUGUACUCUUUUAUGAUAAUUAUUAUAAUCAUUAAUUUUGUCCCUUUUAUUGAUUCUUUAUCGUUUUUGUGCACCUGAUAUUCGUAGCUUGGUGUUAAUGUUAUGUUAUAGGUAAUGGCAUUCCAUUAAAACCCAUAAUUCAAUGAAGUUUGGAAUGAA
This is a messenger RNA of Halichondria panicea, 2358 nucleotides long. Its product is annotated as translation initiation factor eIF2B subunit epsilon-like. Gene Ontology annotation, molecular function: translation initiation factor binding; translation initiation factor activity; guanyl-nucleotide exchange factor activity. NCBI's taxonomy places the organism in Eukaryota, Metazoa, Porifera, Demospongiae, Suberitida, Halichondriidae. Gene Ontology annotation, cellular component: eukaryotic translation initiation factor 2B complex. The record is from RefSeq and is a predicted model, not a curated record. Bases 61 to 2133 code for a protein of 690 amino acids. Gene Ontology annotation, biological process: biosynthetic process. The transcript has a single exon.